AUAGAAAGAAAAUAACUUAAAUCCAUUCUUCUUCGUUCUGGAAAAAACUUAAAAGGGUUAUAGGUAUAAUAUGCUCCUCUACUAUGACGUUUUAUCAAACAUGCUCCUCUACUAUUUUUUACAUCAAAUAUGUCCCUGUACUUUGAAAAAAUUAUCAAACAUGCCAUUCUGUUGAAUUUUUCAUUGAAAAAUUGUCAAUCAUGGUUGAACCGAGAUUUAGACGACCCGACAUCGACAAAUGGGAGGAAAAAUGCCAGUUUUGUCCCCUGUUUUAUUUCCCUGGGUCUUUUCAAAGUGAAAUUAUUUGAAUGAUUUGAUUAUACAAAAGAACCAAAAAAAUUCUAAAGUGAAUUUAUUAAGGAUAUUUUAGUCAUUUGUGUCUCCCAAACUAAAGUUCGGCCUUGGUUAACGGUUUUUGGAUGAAAAUUUUAACAAAAGGGUAUGUUUGAUAAUUUUUACAAAGUACAGGGGCAUGUUUGAUAAAGCGUUAUAGUAGAGGGGCAUAUUAUACCUAUAAUCCAACUUAAAAGUGUGUUUUAGUGUUCUUAAGCCUAUAGCCUAAGGCUAACUCCAAUGGAGCCUCUAUGAAUGGGGAAGCCUCUAUAUUUGGGGGAAAGUUGGCUCCAAUGGAGCCUCUAUAAAUGGAGGAGUCUCUAUAUUUGGGGGAGAUCUCCAAAAGGAUCCCCAAAUUUGGGGAAAAAUCCAAAACUACCACUGUUAAAAAAAAUUACAAAAAUACCACCCAUUCCCAAUAAUUUCCAAAAAUACCAUCGUUUAUAUAAAACCGCGCCUCCUGGCAGCGGUUUAGAAUAUAACCGCCUUGCCAAGAGGCGUUUUUAAUUUCCAGCAAAAACCGCUUCUGGAAUGCGCGGUUAUAGGCUAACCCUACCACAAAACGCUUGAAGAGGAGCGUUUAAAUGUCGGCAUGAUAAACCGCCCCACCAGGCGGCGGUUUACCAUGUCAGGACAUAAACCUCUGCCCCAAGGCGCGGUUUGUGCCUGGUCACCCGACAGCAAACAUAUCGGACAUGUCGGCAUGCAAGGGGUAGGGCUGCAUGGCAGACCUAAAACCGCUCCCCCCCACCCCCCCCCCCCCCCCCCCCCCCCCCCCCCCCCCCCCCCCCCCCCCCCCCCCCGCGGUUUUGCUGCAAAAUUUGCCUAUAAAAGGCUGUUUCAGAGAACUCAAUUCUUCACACUCCUCCUUUUCCUUCUUCAAAUUUCAGCUUUGCACCUUUAAAUUAUUUAGUUUUUGCGAUUAACGUUAAUUCGUAAGUUUGUUUCGUAAUUACUUUUCAUUGUCCUUUGUGAUUUUAUGUUAGUAACUUAAUUACCUUUUAUUGUCCUUUGUGAUUUUAUGUUAGUAACUUAAUUACUUUUCAUUGUCCUUUGUGACGUUAUGUUAGUAACUUGUAUUACUUUUCAUUGCAGAUGGCAUUCCAAAGGUUCAAGCUUGGGUUGCGGUGGAAUGGUUACACGGAAGAGACCGAAAAGGGUGUAAGUUACGUCGGUGGCAAUUUUUAUAAAAUGAAGGUCCCUACGAGACCGAUGCUUGAAGAGCUCCAUCAAAUGUGCACUCAGAUUACCUGCAUGGAUGGCACUAAAAGAGUUGAUCAAAUGGUGUAUCGAUAUCCAAACAGACAUGACGGGUCGCUGUGGAAUGAGGAAUUCCUCCUUACCACUCAGGAGGACGUUGAUGCCAUGGUCCAAUUUUUGACCACCAAUAAAAUUAAGCAAGCGGAGAUGUUCGUUUACACCGAGGCAGUCGAAGGCAGUGUAGGUCAUUCUGGAGAUGGUCAAACAUCUGGUAUCCAAGGUGGGAGUGUAUUAUACGAAGAUCAUCCCCACCAGGAUUUCCAAGACUCGAGCUGGAGGCAGGAGUAUCAUCAUGGAACUGGAGGAAGUCAUCAAUCCUUCCCUUCAUAUGAAGAAGAAGCUCAACAGGCGGAUCACAACCAACAAGCAGGCUACCAGUACCCACCCGAGUACAACUUUUAUCAAAAUGGUGUUAGUUACCACAACUACCAUUACGGAGCUGGUGAAGGUGAAGGUGCCUUUCAUGAUGAUAAUCAGAUGGAAGAAGAGGUAAAUCCAAGUACAGUUAGUGACCCUGAGGUUGAAGAAGAGGAAUGCGAAGUUAGUGCAGACAGCUUCGAUCCGCUGGAAGGUGCUGAUGAUUCCGGUCCAGAUUCAUACGCAGAUGGUGAUGAGGUACCUCACGACCGUGUACCUAUUCCAUACUACAAUCACAUUCAAAAUGAAGAUUGAAAAUAUCAACAUCCGGCCCAACCUACGAUAGCAUAACAAUAACAUAAAUCAAUUAGUAUAUAAAUUAAAUAAAUCAUUAUAACAACAACAAUUGGGAAAAAUGAGUACGUAUCGUUUGAUAAUCAUCAUAAUAAAGGCCUCUUCUUGGGCGAAAUCGGCCAUUUUUUUGGAAUCCGGACAGAGGUUUGACGGUUUUUUAGUGAAAACCAAAGAAAAAGUUUUUUGGAGGCAGAUCGGACUUAGCCGCAACCAACAAAAUAACUAAUUCUAAGGUUUUUGGGUGGGGGGGGGGGGGGGGGGGGUGGGGGGUAGAGUGAGAAGUUAGAGGGAGAGAGGGGGGAAUGGGUUUGGUAUGCAGAAAAUAGGACGGGGAAGGUGGGUUUAUAUAGGGACGAAACCGCGUGAGCGAGGGGCGGUUUCGUCCUUUUACCCCAUCUAAAACCGCGCAUCCAGCACACGGUUUGCAUUCCCCAACAGUCAAACCGCGCUUCGGGGGAGCGGUUUGACUGAGCGACGAGGAUCGCUGAGCUGGCACGCGGUUUGGCAGUCAGAUCGCUCCCCCAUCGCGCGGUUUGAUGCAACGCCACGUGGCCACGCGUUUUGACAGCCAUGCAAGGUCAAACUGCGCGUUGGAGGCGCGUUUUGUGCUAUAACCGCUGCCAGGAGGCGCGGUUUCAAUUAAAACCGGCCAUUAGAGGCGCGGUUUUAAAUAAACGAUGGUAUUUUUGGAAAUUAUUGGGAGUGGGUGGUAUUUUCGUAAUUUUUUUUAAACAGUGGUAGUUUUGGAUUUUUCCCCAAAUUUGGGGGUGGAAAUGGGAGUUCCCCCAAAUAUAGAGACUCCCCAAAGCCCGCCACGUGGCGUUUCUUUUUCUUUUUAAGAUUUUAAGGGUUAAUUGGGGUUUAAUUAGGGGAUUAGUUAGGGGUUUAAUUAGAUCAAUAAUUUUCAAGUGUUGUAUGUAAACCCAAAUUAGGUCAAUCAUUUUUUGUCAACAAAAAUUUGCUCUCAAAAUUUAAAAAAUUUCUACUGGAAAUUUUUAUUUAAAAAUGAUGACGAACUAUACAAAAAUUAACAUGAACAAAUUAUAUUAAGACUUCGAUAAGUACAUUUUUAAGUAAAUGGAAAACUUAAAAAAUGGAGAUCUCCAAAUAUAGAGGAUGUAGCAUUGGAGCAAAAGAAGGGAAAAUGGGGAUGAACCCCAAAUUUGAGGAUGAAGAUCCCUAAAUUUGGGGGCUUGCAUUGAAGUUGGUCUAAAAUAGUGAUAGGCUGAUAUAGUUUUAUCCUUAAAAAAUUUCAUGUAACUUAAAAACUUUGUGGACGAUGAAAAUAUUAUUUAAAUUAAAAUGAACAUUGUUCAUGACUUUAUCAUAAUGCAAGUCACACGUUGUCAAGCUUUCGUACAACCACCCUUCAAACCCAACAAUCUGCACUAUUAGUAGUGCUCAUGACUACUUAAAUGGGUAAGGUAAAAAUGCACCCUUAACCUAAUUAAGCUGACUAGCUUGCUAAAAUGUCAAAACUGCCCAUUAAUGCACGAGGUAAUCAAAGCCCUGAUACCAAAUAAUGCAUAUCCACAUCCUGAUUUCGUAAGUUGAAACCCAAGCCAAAAAAACUCCACUUACUUGCUGACUGCAGUAAUUUAAAAGUAGUUUUCUGAUGACGAUUAACGUAACUCUCAGUACCGGAAAAUAUGAUAACAAUAAUGCGCCUUCCUUUGUUUGUUAGUUAGUUUUUCUGUUUGUGUUUGUGUUUGUGUUAGGGAUAGGAAAUAGAUAAAAGAUAGUUUGUAAAAUCGCGAAGUAAUUUGAAUUUUUGGUAUUGAUAGUAGAUCAAUAAGAACAUUUUGAUUCA
Linum trigynum is the source of this 4114-nucleotide messenger RNA. NCBI's taxonomy places the organism in Eukaryota, Viridiplantae, Streptophyta, Magnoliopsida, Malpighiales, Linaceae. The record is from the annotation of a GenBank genome assembly.